This is a messenger RNA of Saprolegnia parasitica CBS 223.65, 427 nucleotides long. Its product is annotated as 60S ribosomal protein L30. The record is from RefSeq and is a predicted model, not a curated record. Gene Ontology annotation, cellular component: cytosolic large ribosomal subunit. Gene Ontology annotation, molecular function: structural constituent of ribosome; RNA binding. The coding region runs from base 52 to 384 and encodes 110 amino acids. The transcript is spliced from 3 exons. NCBI's taxonomy places the organism in Eukaryota, Oomycota, Saprolegniomycetes, Saprolegniales, Saprolegniaceae.
UCACAGUUCAUCUUGUGGAGCGAUUUAUUCUACAAAUCACUGAGAAACAAGAUGGUGGCCUCGAAGAAGACGAAAAAGACGACGGAGAACAUCAACUCGCGCUUGCAGUUGGUCAUGCGUUCGGGCAAGGUCGCCCUUGGCUACAAGGAAACGUUGAAGAACCUCCGCAACGGCAAGGCCAAGCUUGUCAUCUUGUCGAGCAACACGCCGCCGCUCCGCAAGUCGGAGGUCGAGUACUACUCGAUGCUUGCCAAGACGGGUGUCCACCACUUCGCCGGCAACAACAACGACCUCGGUACGGCCUGCGGCAAGUACUUCCGCGUCUCGUGCAUGUGCAUCAUCGACGCUGGUGACUCGGACAUCCUUCGCUCGUCGACCGACUAAAUUGAUGCUUGAAACAUUGAUUUCUCAGGAUUUGAGGCCCCUA